CGCCUGGUUCCCGUUGAAGACUUCAAAGUCAAUGUCAAUCCAGCUUCUUCGUGGAUAUCGACGAGCUAUUUCUGCAACCCCCAACAUUUCUUCCUCGUUCAAUCCCCAAUCUCUCUCUCGCUUCCCCCAAAUCCAUCCAAUAUCUCCAUUGCUAAACACCGCAUCAUGGAUUGCGAACCAGAGGACCUCCAGUUCCUAAGCAUCAAGGGCAUCUACCUCGAAGCCUCGAAGCUAAUCGUUUCGUUGCGUCGACUGUUCUCCCAAAUCGCCAUCUCCAUAAUCGUCCCCCUCUCCCUCCUCUUCCUCCUCCACAUCCACAUCUCUUACCUACUCUUCUCCCAAAUCGACCGCAACGAAUAUGCCCUAGAACACACCACCGCCGGCUCUCCUUCACAAACCCUACUUCUCCAUCGACUCUCCUCUGAGUGGUCCGCUUUCCUCCUCUUCAAAGCUUUCUACCUCAUCGCCCUCCUCAUCUUCUCCCUGCUCUCCACCGCGGCCAUCGUCUACACCGUUGCCUCCGCCUACACCGCUAAGCAUGAUCUCCUCCUCUCCUACCGCAAAGUCCUCUCCGUUGUCCCCAAAGUAUGGCGUCGCCUCGCUCUCACGUUCCUCAUCGCCUUUCUUUUCCUGGUCGCAUACAACAUUAUCGCCAUAUUCAUCCUCGUUUUAUCCAUAAUGAUCACCGGAGAAAACAUCAUCGGAUUGAUCAUCAUCCUCUUCCUCUUCCUCGUCUACCUCGUUGGCUUGGUUUGGAUCAGCGUGGUAUGGCAUCUGGCGAGCGUGGUGUCGGUGCUUGAGGAGGCUUGUGGGCUGGCUGCAAUGCAGAGGGGCAGGGAUCUGGUGAAGGGAAAGAUGGGAAUUGCAGCCACGGUGUUUGUGAAAAUGAAUCUGGCGUUUAUCGGGAUCGAGUUAGUUUUCCGGCGAGUAGUGGUGGUCGGAGAGUUUUCGACGGCGGUUAGGGUGGGAUUCGCGACAUCGAUGCUGGGUUUGAUGUCGGUGGUGGUGCUUUUUGCGCUGGUGGUGCAGACGGUGAUGUAUUUUGUAUGUAAAUCGUAUCACCAUGAGAGCAUCGAUAAGUCUGCGUUGGCGGAUCACUUGGAGGUCUAUUUAGGGGAGUAUUUGCCGCUGAAGGAGAAGGAUGUACAAAUGGAGCAGGUUAAUGUUUAAAAUUAUGAGACAGUACAUCAGACUGGUAGUGCUUGUGCUACACGUGCCCUGCUUUCUUUUUUAUAUGCAUUCUUAGAAAUUGCUGUAUACUCUUGAUUUUUAAUUUGCGGUCUUGUUGUUAAACAUUUUUCAUUUAGCGCUCACAAUUUAUGAUUUUGAAGAAAU
This is a messenger RNA of Phalaenopsis equestris, 1335 nucleotides long. RefSeq lists its product as uncharacterized. The coding region runs from base 166 to 1170 and encodes 334 amino acids. The record is from RefSeq and is a predicted model, not a curated record. The transcript has a single exon. Lineage: Eukaryota; Viridiplantae; Streptophyta; Magnoliopsida; Asparagales; Orchidaceae.